This is a messenger RNA of Drosophila santomea, 3428 nucleotides long. RefSeq lists its product as uncharacterized. Bases 169 to 1068 code for a protein of 299 amino acids. Lineage: Eukaryota; Metazoa; Arthropoda; Insecta; Diptera; Drosophilidae. The record is from RefSeq and is a predicted model, not a curated record. Gene Ontology annotation, molecular function: DNA binding. The transcript is spliced from 2 exons.
AAAAGCAGAAAGCAAAAUGUACAUCGUCAGUUGGGGAGCAGCAGUUGCUCGGCGUGGUUAUCGUUUGUGCUUUUCCCUUUGUGCUUUUUGGCACGUGGGACAAUUGCCAAAACGGGUUCUCUAAAUAUAGAAAGCACUACCAAAAAAGAUCAUUUAUUGAAGGCGGCCAUGAAUAGUGCAGUACCGCCCGGCGUGGUAGGACUACCCUAUCGAUUUUCGGAUGAGCGUACGGUCAAGUUCGUAGAGCUUUACGGCCGGGAGCCUUGUCUUUGGAACAAACGACCCUAUUUGCGACGAGCUCGAAACGCCGCCUAUCGGCGAAUUCAAUCCGGGAUCAAUGCUGAUAUAGAGCCAUACGAAUCAGGUCUUACCAUACAGGGCGUCAAGAUGAAGAUCAAGAAUCUCCGUACUGGGUACCACCAGGAGCUGAAGAAGAUCAGAACUAUUGCGGGAUACCAGCCAAAGACGCCCUGGUUUGCCCCACUUCACGGUUUCUUGGCAGAGUUCUUGGACACGAAUGAGUUGGAUACAGCAACCACUCCACAACUUAGGCGUCUGCAGAUUCGACUUACCAGAAUGAAGCCGAUUAAGAUACAGACUGAGAUUAAGCCUGAUCCAGAUGAUUUUUGUGCCACCGAGAGGCCAUUGGAUCCUACACCCUCGUCCUUAUUUACUGUUUUGCCAGCACCCAUGACCAUGGACCAGCCACCCACUCCACCGCCUUCCCUGCCCAAGAUCGGAGACCUCAACUCACCAGGACUUCCAGCCCCAGUUCCUGUUCAAAUGCCCCUGCCCCUGUCCACAGCCUGCUCCAUUUCUGAAAAGAGUGAGGUCCUUGGAUUGGGUCUGGGAUCAUCGGCAGCUGGACGGGCGAAUGGAGUUGGACUCGGAGUUGGAAUGCGAGGCGAGGACGAGUUCACCUACUUUGGUCUGAGCGUUGCCGCGCAAAUCCGGAAUAUGCCAUUGGCUAGUGCGAUGGUAAUGCAGUCGAAAAUCCAGUAUAUGCUCUCUAUGGAGCGUCGUAAGAUUAACGGCCAUCCUGGCGAUAUGGAUAUAUUAUUUAACUAAAAUCUAAGUUUCUUUAGUAAACUAUGGAGAUUACAUUCCUUUAUGAAUCUGUGAAUAUGGUUAUACGUUAUCUACUUGUAUAAUUUGGCAGAAAAUCUUUAAUUGUUAAAUUAGGCAGACUUAAGUGCUGUGUUCUUGUUGGAGAACACUAAGUAUCAUGUUGCACUAAACUCAAAUGCAAAGCAUUCUCAUUUUAAAUAUAAGUUACAAAAGAAAAUGAACAAGGGAAAAAUAAAAGUUAUGUUCAUAUCACAUCAUUCAAAGUCUAUUGUUUCAUCUAAGCAAAAGUAAAGACUUUCAAUUUAAAUUGAAAUAAACGUAUAUUAUGUAUUGACAUCUGUAAACCUCACAUCAGUCAAAAAAAAAAUAUACUCAAAAUAAUAUAAUUUGUCUUAACGAUAACAUACUCUGUACCCCCGACUUUUCAUUUAAGUUGGUUUAUCUAGUGGCUUCCAUUUGCGAGCGUUUACUGUGAGGACGGAUGAAGAAAAGCAAGGCGUAAAAAUGCAAGUGGGAGAAAGCAAAACUGUACUGUAAAGCAAGGCAACUAAGAGAGCGAACCACCGAAAAGCGGCUCAAAUGAACUAAACUUUCGAGCUUUUAUGAUUCCUAAGAUCUCGGCGUUCAUACGGACGGACAGAUGGCCAGAUCGACUCGUAUAUAUACUUUAAUUAAUAAUAAAACUAAUUUCCAUUGUCUCACACCUCGACAAUGGAAACAGUUUAUCAUGUUUUUAAUAUUAGUCAUCAAAAACGUUUUAAUAACUCAAAAGUCCAACUAGGCUCUAGGACCACCAUCGAUUGAAAGAACUUGCACUGUAGUCUGCCCACAUAUGCUUGUUGCAGUUUAGAGCCCCGCUUUAAAUUGGGUCACAAGGGAGUGAGUCCUGUUGCUCUUGUUGGUUUUGCCACUGCCUGGUGCUGCAACAAUAGGCCCCACGGAAUGUGCCGAAGAUACAGAUACUGAACUUGGCCGUGGAGGCCGAUGGGGCAUGGGGCGUAUGGUGUAUGGUGUAUGGCGUGGGGCAUUCGGAUUUGCACUCCCAUCCCGUGCUCGUUGUUGCUAGCGACCGGCAAGCUCUAUCCAAAACACACACACUAACAUACUAACAAAACAACAAAGCGUCGCCGGGCCAUCGCCAACCGUAUUAUUUAGCGAGUUGCUCCCCAGAUUUUCCCCCGAUUUCCCCUUUUUGGCGCACAUGCAGCCACAUCAGCUGUUCGCCAGAAACGAACCCCGUGGAAGGUGGGAGCACAAAACAGAAACAGAAAUCGAAAGAGAAUCCGAAUCAUAAAGGAAGGCGAUAUAAGUGAAUCGAGGUGUACCUCAGGUUUUCAUUUCACCUGCUGUGUUAUUAAAAGCUUACGGAACGCACUUGAUUCAAGCUGUAAACUAGGGACUAUUUACUGUUUAAUCUCCGAUCCUUCAGCAGCACAAAACUCAUCUCUAAAAAAUCAAACAAUCAACUUUGCUUUACUUCUUGAUAUGCAUAAAAGGAAACCCAGACUAACUAAAAUUUUCUUUGAAAUUACCUUUUGACUUUACGGCAUGAACAAUUGCAAGGGGAAAUCAUAGCUCCGUUAGCACCAUUUUUUUUCCUACUAAACGAUCCCCUACAAAAAGUGGCGCCAAAAAGAUAUCUUCGCUCAGAGCCGUAAGACCCUCAAUAAAACGUAAAGGCAAACCGAAGUGCAUUUAGUCCAUAUGCCAAGCAUAUUGGUUCGAGUAGGUUGGGCAAAAACGAUGCAACGUUGUGGAGCGGCAACAACAAGUGCCCCGUGUGCCAUAUACCGUGUCCCCUGUUCCUGCGUUGUUUGCCUGCAUCCUGCUGCGAGUACUUCAGUCUCCUGAUUGUCUGCACAAGGAUAUGCCAGGAGUGCUCAUGUGUGUGUGUGUGCGUGCUGGCAACAUUCACUUACUCAAGGCAUAUCACGCAGCUCAGUUCCAUGAAAGGCACAAACUGCUCGACCCUGCAAUCCGCACAAAUUCGUCUACUAAACCGAAUAAAUGUGAAGCCGGAGUCCAUAUUCUUGUGUGGCAUGUCCACGUCCAGGCAGCAGGAAUCAACCUAAGCGGGGUCGGUAAGAGGAAUGUGGAGAAAGGAAGACCCAGACACACCAAGGAUCUCAAAGAGGAAUGCUUAGUACACACAAAAAGGUCCGAGGCCGUCACUAUGCUACUCUUCAGCCAUUACCAAAAUGAAAAGUUGCAGCAGAAUGUGGCAGGAAAGAAGCAUGUGUUCCAUAGCUCAUUCUACUUUAUGCUCGAUGAUCCAAUGCGCUCCCUAAAGUUUCAAUAAACCUUAUUCCAAUUUAUUACAACUUAGCAAUUAGUUAAAAAUAAAAAGAAUAUAUAAUUUA